AUGCACAAAGGAUGGAAGAAGUACUUCGGGCAGAAGUCUCUGAAUGAAGUGACUAUGGAUGAAUACCUGGGGAGCCUGGGGCUGUACAGGAAGCUCACCGCCAAGGAUGCCUCGUGUCUCUUCAGAGCUGUGUCCGAGCAGUUGUUCUACUGUCAAAUUCACCAUAAUGAAAUUAGGAAAACCUGUGUGUCCUAUAUGCGCAAGAAUGAAAACCUGUUUGAAUCCUAUGUGGAAGGGCCAUUUGAAAAGUAUCUGGAGCGAUUAGAAGAUCCAAAGGAGAGUGCUGGUCAGCUUGAAAUAACAGCCCUAUCCUUGAUCUUCAAUCUAAACUUUAUUCUCUAUAAAAGUCCUGGAAAGCCACCUACAUAUGCAACAGAUAACAAUUGUGAUGGAAAAAUAAUGUUGUGCUCUUCGAGCAAUGGACAUUAUGACUCAGUAUUUACAAAAACUUUUCAAGGAAAUGCAGCCAUAUGUCAAGCUGUUCUGUACGAAUGUCUGUACAGAGAUGUCUUUGGCGUGGACGAGAGAGAAUUGAUUUCUGCUGUUGAACUUUUCCGAAGUGGCACUAAGAAGAAUCGCAAUAGUGCAUCCACAGGCAGUGAAGAUGCUAGCUUUGACUGUGUCCCAGAGCAAUCAAGUGAUCGGAGGACAGAUGAAAGGGAAAGGAAAGACUGUGAAAAUGCAUUGGACGAUAAAACUAAGCAGGGUUUUGAUGAAACAAAGUCUUCAGAGAACCCAAACAAAAUGCCUUUUCCUUACAAAGUAUUGAAAGCGCUGGACCCAGAAAUAUAUAGGAAUGUGGAAUUUGAUGUUUGGCUGGAUAGUAGAAAAGAACUCCAAAAAACUGACUGUAUGGUGUUUGCUGGAAGGCACUAUUGUCUUGGUGACAAAUGUCAGGUGCGUUUGGAGCCAGGAGGACGUUAUUACAAUGCUCAUAUCCAAGAAGUUGGGCAUGAUAGUAACUCUGUUACAGUGUUCAUUGAAGAACUAGCUGAAAAGCACCUUGUUCCACUAAUAAACUUAAAACCAGUCACUCAGGUAAUCCCACUACCUGCAUGGAAUUCAUCCACUAACCGGAAAGGAGGGAACUACCAGAAAAUACAAGGGAAUUUUAACAGUGAGAUAGAUCUUGACUUGAAAUCUCGCAAAAGACUAUUCAAGAAAGUACGUGGAAAGGAGACUCAAGGAAACCUUCCAUCUUAUGAACAAUUCCGGCCUCUGCAGUCUCCUCAUAGGCAAAGCAGGAGCUAUGGAAUCCCAAAGGGAUCACCUCGCUAUAUCAACAGACACCCCAUAAUGGGAACAGAUAUCUCUUUUUACCACAGUCCAGGAAAACGAUGCUAUCAAACAUUUGACAAUUUCUCCUACCGAUCCAGGUCCUACAGCCGGAGUCGUAGACCAAUGCCAUGUGUAAAUAAAGAUUGUCAGUUUGGAUUUGUAGACAGAGAGGAGGAACAAAGAGGCCUAGAAGAAUCAAUAACGUAUUAUGAAAUUGAAGAUGGAGAAGAUGCAACCUUUUCACCUUUAUCUGCGCAGGGUAACAAUAUGGUGCCUGCUCCAGGGUUUUGGGUAGCAAGGAGUAAUCCAGGCCCCAUUGGCUCUGGCAAGCAAAAUAUAAAUUCGUCUGAAGAAGAGAUUGAGGAGCAGAGUGAUGGUGGGGACUAUCACGGAGACUUCAUCUAUACUUCAGAAACUGGAUUUGAUAAUGCUUCCUUAUAUAGCACAACAGAGUCCACCCAGAAUUUGUCUCUUCAAGAUGAUUCCAGAGUUUUGCCUUCCCAAGAUGACGUGGUUUCAUAUAAGUACUCUGAACAGGUUACUUCAGUGAUUUCAACCUCUUCUUGUGUGAAUGCUGCCCCAGCUACUGUUAUGUCUUCAAACUCAGCUGUUGUCAUCCCAUCCACCACUACCUCAUCUGUCUUACCGCAGACUGCUGUGCAACCAAUGAUUGUCUCUCCACCACCAGCUACAGGAAGGCCAGCUCCUCCCGGCCCUAAUGAGAUGGGAGACUGCACUGUUCCACUGCCACCUCCACCACCUCCUUAUUCCUGUGAUCCAUCUGGGAGUGAUUUACCUAGAGACACAAAGGUUUUACAGUACUACUUUAAUCUUGGAUUACAGUGUUAUCACCAAAGCUUCUGGCAUUCUAUGGUCUAUGUGCAGCAAGUUCCACCUCAGGCACACAUCGAGCCUUACCAAUCUUUUCCAGAAUCGGUUUCUAUUGUUGAUCAGUCUGUAUCUCCACUGUACAGUGAGAAUAGAUCAAUGCCCAUGGAAACAGGAGGUGCAUUUCCCCAAGAAUCAUUGUCUCCCCCACAUGGAACAGUGUAUUACCCUUAUGUGACUGAUCCAUACAGCCAGCCACCAUUAACUGGUUUUGACUCCUGUGUACCUGUUGUGCCUACGUAUCACUAUUUAGGAUCUUGGCAACCUAUGAGCCAGCCCUACAACAGUUCCCCACGGAUUCACAAUGCAGUCAAUGCUGGCCACCUACACCAAGUGAGCUACAUCGCAGCACCCACUCCUCCAACCCACUUUGUGCCCCAGGCUAUUUGAGUGGAUGACCUGACAUAUGUACAGAAACAAGGAGUUUUUCACAAACUUAGUCUCUGGUGUGACUAAUCUGAAGACGUUCUUUAUUUACACAGACGUGAC
Pelobates fuscus (common spadefoot toad) is the source of this 2655-nucleotide messenger RNA. RefSeq names its product putative bifunctional UDP-N-acetylglucosamine transferase and deubiquitinase ALG13. The coding region runs from base 1 to 2556 and encodes 851 amino acids. The transcript has 26 exons. Gene Ontology annotation, biological process: protein deubiquitination. Gene Ontology annotation, molecular function: cysteine-type deubiquitinase activity. The record is from RefSeq and is a predicted model, not a curated record. NCBI's taxonomy places the organism in Eukaryota, Metazoa, Chordata, Amphibia, Anura, Pelobatidae.